ACAGCAUCAUGAUCCGAGUCCCUGACCUGACGGUCCUGGUGCACCUCAUCGACAUGACCGGACCCUUGGCCAUCACCUCGGCCAACCCCAGCGGGGAGGUGGACAGCACCCACCACGACAUGGUCAUCUCGCGCCUUGGCCAUAAGCUGGAGGGUGUUCUCUGUGAUGGAGAGUCUGACGAGGUGGUGGCGUCCACUGUGGUCAACUGCACAAAGAUUGAUGAAAGUGGCAUCACCAUCGUGCGGGAAGGCUGCAUCCCAGCUGGAAAAGUGAUGCAGAUCUUUGAAAGGGUGAAGAACAGAGUGGUCUGAACCGAAGGAACCUUCUCUCAGCAAAGGAACAGAGUCUGCUCUCCCUAAAAACAGGAGGUGUCCCAUGUUUUGCUGGAGCACAUGGCCUUGGGAGAGCCAUUCCUUCUCUGAUCCGCUCUCACCUCCUUGGGAAUGGCAGCACUUCCCCAGCUGGGGCCUCUCCUGGGACCCUUCUGCAGUGAUUUGUUGUUUAUCCCCAGUAAGUGCCUGGAAUCUCCAGGAGAGCUGCCCAGGAGCUGAUGAUUUACUGCAGGAACUCCCAGAGCUCCUGUGCUUCUGAAGUGCGUUGGACUGUGAACACAAUGUUUGUGCAUCCCCCUCCACAACACUCACAUCUGUGUAUUUUAAAAUCC
This is a messenger RNA of Motacilla alba alba, 664 nucleotides long. Its product is annotated as putative threonylcarbamoyl-AMP synthase. The record is from RefSeq and is a predicted model, not a curated record. Gene Ontology annotation, cellular component: cytoplasm. Gene Ontology annotation, molecular function: double-stranded RNA binding; tRNA binding; nucleotidyltransferase activity. The transcript is spliced from 3 exons. Bases 9 to 311 code for a protein of 100 amino acids. Gene Ontology annotation, biological process: regulation of translational fidelity. Lineage: Eukaryota; Metazoa; Chordata; Aves; Passeriformes; Motacillidae.